CCCGGCAAAAGUGGUAAGUUCACCAACGCCCAAAAUAGACGUCGAAAAACUUGAAAGGAGUGCUAAAACUGUCAAAUUCUAAUGAAGUAUUAUAUCUCCUGAAUGGUCUAUACUUAGGGAAGGUGGAUGGUUAUUUAUAGUGAUAUUUAAGGAGGAUUGUUUUCUGAAUUGUGCCAUUUUGUUGUUCGUAAGGUUGAGUGAAUCUAUGGUGUAGAAUCAGCAGAACCUAAACACCAUGCAGACGAUUAAAUGUGUCGUGGUCGGCGACGGAGCCGUGGGCAAAACAUGCUUGCUGAUCUCCUACACAACAAAUAAAUUCCCAUCUGAAUAUGUACCAACGGUGUUUGACAACUAUGCUGUGACAGUUAUGAUCGGCGGAGAACCCUACACACUGGGAUUAUUUGACACAGCAGGUCAAGAAGACUACGAUCGACUGAGACCCCUCAGCUACCCACAGACAGACGUCUUCCUUGUUUGUUUUUCUGUCGUUUCACCAUCCUCAUUUGAAAAUGUCAAAGAGAAGUGGUCACCUGAAAUCACGCAUCAUUGUCCCAAGACCCCCUACCUGCUAGUCGGUACGCAGAUUGAUCUACGCGAUGACUCGUCGACCAUCGAGAAGCUGAGCAAGAACAAACAGAAGCCGAUCACCGUGGAGCAAGGCGAGAAGCUGGCCCGAGAACUCAAGGCCGUCAAGUUUGUGGAAUGCUCCGCCCUCACACAGAAAGGACUCAAGAAUGUGUUCGACGAGGCUAUCCUGGCGGCUUUAGAGCCCCCAGAACCACCCAAGAAAAAGAAGUGCUCUCUUCUCUAGGCCACCGUCAUCCGGUCUGUUAUUGGUUUUGUACCCAGACAGAAAGCGUUAGUAAGAAAUGACAGGGAAGUUAAAACACAAGCGAUGAUCAGUCAUCUUGUGUCCGCUCUGUACGUACCAGUGGAAUGGAAAUGGUCACCCAAAGCGGCAACAAAAUGGGGAAUAUCAAUCACUUUCGAAAAACUUUUCACUUGCAAUCUCUUUAUUAGCAAGUAAAGUCUCUCACGAUCCAAUAUGUCUCAUCAGGACAGCGUUUAUCUCUGGUUUCCUUCGUAUGAAACAACUGAGAAUAUUUCUAUUCACUCUGGACAGGAUGCCUGUCCAUCGCAGGUUACUCCCCAGCUAUUGCCAGUUCCCAUUCAUACUCCUGGGUGGAGAAAGUCAAGUGCGGUAAAGUGGCUUGCCCAUGGACAUAACAUAUGGACAGCAGCCGGAUUCGAACCCCUGACCCUCUGAUCAUGAGUCACAAACCCAUCCACUUGGCCACAUUCCAAUCUCUUAAAAGAUGUUGUAAAUCUUGAUAUUCGCCAUCGGGUGAUUAACGGAGCAGCUAAAUAGCACCCUCUACUGGGCAUGUUCAGAGCGGAUAAACGUUAUCGGAAACAGCAGGGAACAUCAUGUUUCACUAGGCACACUGACAGCUACGUUGCAUUAUUUCCAUGUGCGUAAAGUAAAAGUGGCCUGUAUGUUUGUAAGGGCGUGUUAAAAAAAGAUUUUAUUGAAAAAAAAAAGAUACCUGUUUAAUAUUCGAAGACUGGGAAGUCACAGGAUUGCUUCUGGAAUUUUUGCAUAAAAUGCUCAUUAUUUCCAGAGCUUUUGUUGAUCAUUGCUUCUGUUUCCGUAACCACAAAGAUGAGGAAUGGUCCAGAAUCUUUCCUUUUUUUCCCGAAAUGUAAUCUUACAAGAGAAAUUAAAGUGAAUUUUGUAAUAUCCAUGUGACAGUGUGUAAAAAAAUUCCAGAUUUUGUCAAUUUUUUUUCCCCAUCGUAAAUCCCUCGUUUAUUUGGCCAAGAGCUGUAUUUUUGUAUGUUCCGUGUUGCGCCGAGUGUUGUCGUCUUGGGACAUGUUGUCUGUAUGUUGGCCCCUUACAAAAUAUUUCAAAUGUCGAUGCAAGCGAACUUCAGCAUGUUUUUGUUAGGAAAGGUUUUGUUUUAAGGUAUACAGUUUCAUCAUGAAUUUCAGUACAAAUUAAACUGGCUUGUUGGCUACUGUGUGUAAGU
Patiria miniata (bat star) is the source of this 2030-nucleotide messenger RNA. RefSeq names its product cdc42 homolog (gene cdc42). The transcript is spliced from 6 exons. NCBI's taxonomy places the organism in Eukaryota, Metazoa, Echinodermata, Asteroidea, Valvatida, Asterinidae. Gene Ontology annotation, molecular function: GTPase activity; GTP binding. The coding region runs from base 236 to 811 and encodes 191 amino acids. Gene Ontology annotation, biological process: small GTPase-mediated signal transduction. The record is from RefSeq and is a predicted model, not a curated record.